Messenger RNA from Balaenoptera ricei (Rice's whale), 942 nucleotides. It is a transcript of the gene ATOH7, whose product is annotated as atonal bHLH transcription factor 7. The record is from RefSeq and is a predicted model, not a curated record. The transcript has a single exon. Gene Ontology annotation, molecular function: protein dimerization activity. Gene Ontology annotation, biological process: regulation of DNA-templated transcription; neural retina development. Lineage: Eukaryota; Metazoa; Chordata; Mammalia; Artiodactyla; Balaenopteridae. The coding region runs from base 27 to 485 and encodes 152 amino acids.
GGCGCCUCCCUCUUUCCGGCGGGGGAAUGAAGUCCUGCAAGCCCAGCAACCCAGCGGCGGGAGCGCGUGCCGCGCCCCCGUGCGCGGGCGGCGCCGAGUGCGCGGGCACAUGCUCCGGGGAGGGGCGGCUGGAGAGCGCGGCGCGCAGGCGCCUAGCGGCCAACGCGCGCGAGCGCCGCCGCAUGCAGGGGCUCAACACGGCUUUUGACCGUCUGCGCAGGGUGGUACCCCAAUGGGGCCAGGAUAAAAAACUGUCCAAGUACGAGACCCUGCAGAUGGCGCUGAGCUACAUCAUGGCUCUGACCCGCAUCCUGGCCGAGGCAGAGCGAUUCGGCUCCGAGCGGGACUGGGUCAAUCUCCACUGUGAGCACUUCGGCCGAGACCACUACCUUCCGUUCGCGGGCGCGAAGCUGCCGGGCGAGAGCGAGCCCUACGGCCAAAGGCUCUUCAGCUUCCAGCCCGAGCCCUUCCAGAUGGCCAGUUAGGACGCGCGACCCUGCCGGAAUGAGACGCCCAGUGAUCCGCGCUCUGGAGCCGUAACCUUCCCCCAAGUAGCUGGUCGGGCUAUCGGUGGCGUAGGAUGCAUUCUUAGAAUAAAAUUAACAAAUUUCCAGGUUACUUUUAUUCGCAUCUCCAGUCCUAGGGACGCAAUGACUUUAUUGCUUUUCUUUUAUUCCUCCUUAGUAUGUUGUAGAUUUCAUUAAUGGAUCUUGGAAUGGUUUUGAUUGCUGAAAGUAAUGCCCCCUCCCCCUUUUCUGGACUACCUUGAGAGAAAACAAUCUUAAGAAAAAUAGGAUUAGGUUAUACUGCAGUUUUAGUCCUCACUUUCUUAAACUUUGUAGGUUUGUCCUGUUAGGGUGAAGUUACAGUAUCUAUUACUUGUGUAUACUUAAUACAGAGCUGCCUUCCUGUCUUAUAAAUGCAGUUAUGCUUAGUGCAUUG